Haliaeetus leucocephalus (bald eagle) is the source of this 1314-nucleotide messenger RNA. It is a transcript of the gene CUNH8orf48, whose product is annotated as chromosome unknown open reading frame, human C8orf48. Lineage: Eukaryota; Metazoa; Chordata; Aves; Accipitriformes; Accipitridae. The record is from RefSeq and is a predicted model, not a curated record. The transcript is spliced from 6 exons.
AUGAUGACAGCCUCGGCAGAUAGCUCUGAUAAUUAUGAAAAGUGGCAGAUGGAAUUGAGCCAGACUUACAGUAGCUCUGGCUUGGACUAUUCAGAAGAUACUUUUGAGCCCUUCAGCGAGGAGGAAGAAGCCUGCUGGCAGCAAGAGAGCGAACCAUCUGAAUCGUAUUGUUCCACAGAGAAUUUAGAGGGGCCUGCUGUGUCAGAUAUGUUGGAAAGCAUGUCACAGUUGGCAGGCCAAAAUCAUGCAGAUGAGCAGUCUGAAGUAGUGGAUUCUGCAGCUAUAGAAAGAGAUGUCAUAGGAAAAGGGGGUGAUCUAAAAAAUAAAGAAGCUGGCAUUAAGCAAGACAAAUCUGUCAUCAAAACUCAUGCUGUAAUUCUUCUCUUUCCCUGUUACAGUAAUUGACACUUCUGUUUUGUUGAUUUAUGCCUGACAGAAAUUACUGAAUUAUUAGAUGGAGAACUGGAUGCUCUCCAGUCUUUUUGCACUGUUAAGAUAAGCAAGAUGCAUCAGCAGCUGAUCUCUAAGCAGGCAAAUGGUGGCAAGUCAGCAAAGCUGCAGCAUGGAUUCACAGCAAAGAAAAUGGAGACAAGUGACUUGAACUGCAUUAUUCCUGAUUGGCUAAUGAACAGAAUCCGCCUGAAAAAUAUCAGAGAGACUGUUAAACAGGUGACAGAAGCUCAAAUCCACCAAUCUUCAGUGUGCCCUGACUGUUGGAAGAAGGAAGCAGAGCUAGCCAAGAUUACCUUUCUCAGACGAAAGAAGAUUCUAAUGGAAAGUGCUUUAAUCCAAGAGAAAUUGGAAGAACAGAUUUACUCCAGAGAUGUGCUUACACUUAUAGGAGAAGCACUCAGAAGCUUUCCCAAACCUUCAGAGGAUCCCAAGAACUUAUGGCAAAAGCUGAAAGGGGGAGGCGGCUCCCGUAAAUCGUCUCCUAAGCACCUUUCGGAAAUUAAUCUGCGGCUGACGGCACCGCGCUGUCGCCACGACCAGCCUGAGGGGAGGGAGAGGGGAGGGAGGCGCCCCCCCUCAGUGCGCAUGCGUGAGGGCGGGCUGCGGGAGCGGCCGGCAGGGGGCGGUAGGGGAGCUACGCGCCGCCCACGCAUGCGCCUUGCGCGCCCCCUCCAUGGCGGCAGCUCUCCGGUAUCCCCGAGCCCUCACGGACGGCACCGACCGCGGCGAGGCCUCGCGGGCCGCUUCGGAGACGCUGCGGGGCGCCGACGGCGCGGGUGGGGGGGUGGGAGGAGGCUGCGUUGCCCGUCCGUGAGCACCGGCGAGCGGCGGAGCGUUACCGGCUUCCGCAGAACGCGGUAA